AAUUCCCAGCAUGCAUUACGAAUCCCGUUCCUAGCCCGAUGACUGGCUUCUCAAGCUGCUCGUCAACAGGGUCCUGUCUCUGAUUGACCAAGAUCCCCUGCGCUUGCCCGCCUCCAGCCUUGUGCGUGCGUGCGCUCGGGGAGUCGAAAUGGCUGUCCUCGGAGUGCAGCUGGUGGUGACCCUGUUCACCGCCACCGUCAUGCACAGACUGGCCCCACACUGCUCCUUCGCCCGCUGGCUGCUCUGCAAUGGCAGUCUGUUCCGAUACGUACACCCAUCGGAGGAGGAACUUCGGGUACUGGCAGGGAAACCAAGGCCCAGAGGCAGGAAGGAACGGUGGGCAAAUGGCCUUCAUGAUGAGAAGCCUUUGUCGGUGCCUCGAGAUGCCCCUUUCCAGCUGGCUACCUGCCCCCUCACUGCUGUGGAUGCCCUAGUCCUGCGCUUCUUCCUGGAAUACCAGUGGUUCGUGGAUUUCGCUGUAUACUCCGUCGGUGUAUACCUCUUCACUGAGGCCUACUAUCUUGUGCUGGGCCCAGUCCAGGAGGCCAACAUCUCUGUGUUCUGGUGCCUGCUCACACUGGCCUUCUCUCUCAAGGUGUUCCUCAUGGUGACCCGGCUGUACUUCAGUGCCAAGGAGGGUGGCGAGCGCUCAGUGUGUCUGACCUUUGCCUUCCUUGUUCUCCUCCUGGCCAUGCUGGUGCAGGUGGUUCGGGAGGAGACCCUAGAGCUGGGUCUGGAGCCAGGUCUGGCCAGCGUGAUCCAGAACCUGGAGCCUGUUCUGAAGAAGCAGGGGUGGGACUGGGCGCUGCUCCUGUACACCAGCUUCCUGUCGCCCCUGUGCACCCUGUGGCUCUGGACAAAGCCUGUUGCCCGUGACUUACUGUACCAGGCACCCAUGAAGAACAUGACCUCUUCUCUGCCAUCGGAAGGGGCCUUUGACUCCCUGCGCCUCUGGGUGCUGGUAGUGCUGUGCCUGCUGCGGCUAGCGGUGACCCGGCCACACCUGCAGGCCUACCUGUGCCUGGCUAAGGCUCGAGUGGAACAGCUUCGCAAGGAGGCUGGCCGCAUCGAGGCCCGCGAGAUUCAGCAGCGGGUGGUCCGGGUCUACUGCUAUGUGACGGUGGUGAGCCUUCAGUACCUGACGCCACUCAUCCUCACUCUGCACUGCACACUGCUGCUCAAGACGCUGGGUGGCUACUCUUGGACCCUGGGUCCUGCUCAAACCCCACUGGACCCACCCCAGUCCUCAGACACUUUGAUCUCUGUGGACCCUGCAGAGGAUGAAGCCCAGCAGACUGCAGCCCAGGUCGCAGGGGUCCUGGGUGGCCUGCUUACACCCCUCUUCCUCCGUGGCGUGCUGGCCUACCUCAUUUGGUGGACGGCUGCCUGCCAGCUGCUCUCCAGCCUCUUUGGCCUCUAUUUCCACCAGCACCUGGCAGCUUCCUAAUGUGAUGCCACUAGGUGCUGGCAUCUGAUUCCUGUCCACCAGGGCUGGGACUGUCCCCUGUGUAUGUACUUCAGACCCUAGAUGACCUAGGGAUAAGGGUGGGGACUCCCCACCCUCUCUCACCUCAGUGCCUAGAUCAUGGACCCGUUGAAUCAGGUUCCCCUGGACAUGGAGGCCAUGGUCCUCAAGUGUGUGUGUGCGUGUGUGUGUGAAUAGGAUUUCAGGGAGAGGCUUCUCUCAAAAAAGGGGGCAGGCCACUUUUACAGAAUAUACUCAAAGGCUGGGGAGAUAAGCAGGGAAGACCUGUGUGGUACGGGGCUUAGGAGAGAGUGGUGCUAGGCAGGGUGGAAAGAUGGAAGAGGUUGCAGAUGGCUAGGAGAAAGCUAAGGGUGGGGCUUAGUCCCAGCAUCCAGGUAUCCCUGGGGUCUGUCACUCUCCACUAAGAGGGAAAGAGACAAGAGUCAUCAUGUCUAUCUCCCCAGCACUCUGGGGAGACUGAGGCAGGAGGAUUAGCUUAGACUAGUAACAAGACCAUGUCUCUAAAACAAGAAACAAAAUGAAGUGUGAGGGGAAGGAAUGUCAGCUGGGAGGAAAGUGGAAGGAGAUUGUCCCCAUCCGUCCUGGAAGCUGUGAGGUGACCGCUGUGAUUGAUUUCAAAGCCUUGGUGACUGAGGGUUACCACCAAUCCCAGAAUUGUCCUGUUGCUAUGACUUAGUGUUUGUGCCUGUGUGUGUUUGAGACAUACAUGGGUUUCAUGACCCUCCUACAUAUGCAAAAUGUAUAUUGAGAAUAAAGAAUGGAGGGUUCCUGUGGU
Messenger RNA from Cricetulus griseus (Chinese hamster), 2261 nucleotides. The record is from RefSeq and is a predicted model, not a curated record. Lineage: Eukaryota; Metazoa; Chordata; Mammalia; Rodentia; Cricetidae.